Molecule: messenger RNA, 2431 nt
Organism: Fusarium odoratissimum NRRL 54006
Lineage: Eukaryota; Fungi; Ascomycota; Sordariomycetes; Hypocreales; Nectriaceae
Product: POT family proton-dependent oligopeptide transporter
Exons: 2
Coding region: 559-2355 (598 amino acids)
Biological process (GO): transmembrane transport; oligopeptide transport
Cellular component (GO): fungal-type vacuole; plasma membrane
Molecular function (GO): tripeptide transmembrane transporter activity; dipeptide transmembrane transporter activity
Source: RefSeq, a predicted model, not a curated record
CUGGCAGAGAAUGGAUCACAAAUCCGGACAAUUCCCUCGCGCCACUAGGCUCGGCUGUUUCUGUGGGGUGCUUUUCUUUACGGCCGGAGCCUCCACUUGAGGUGUCACCGUCGCUCGUACGAGACAGGGGGUGACUCGGAUCUUCGGCAUUUUAGACAUGGCUCAUGUUUCUCGAAAUUUUGCAGAAGGACUCGGAGCACGCCACACGGUCAUAGCCAUUGGCCACCUUUUGCCCCCCGUCUGUUGCCCGUUGCUUGAUGCUCCAUACCCAUAUCCGGGCCGUUACAAAGGUUCCUUUCUCUGAUGGUCGGAUGUUUUACAGCAACAGGCAUGGCUUCGGUCGAGGUGUGGCAUCUCGUGGCGUAGAAUAUGGAGUCGACCGUGUUUCCAUGACAGAAUAUUUAUUAAACGUCUCCAGAUCUUGGUAUUUUUAUUACUCUUCGUUUACUCCCAUCCUCUCCUCCCUUUCAUCAUCAACCAUCCUCGCCUUGUCCCUUGUUGCAUCCGUGACAGUGAAAACUUUUUUUUUUUUCAUCGAGUCUCAUCGACGUCUGCAACAUGGCCCAGAAUCACGAGGAUUUGGCCGCCGAGCUCCACGAGGAGUUAGGUGAGCGCGUGCCCGCCGAGAAGAAGACUGAUCUCGCCGGUGGUUAUAUCGCCCCUUCUAUUGGUGAGAAGAAGUCUCUCGACAAGCAACACUAUGCUUCUGAUCCUGAGUUCGGUACUACUCCCGAUGGCGAGGAGCCCAAUGAUCAUGAGAAGGCGACUCUUCGACGUGUAGGAGAGAACCUCCCUGCUUCAGCUUUCCUCAUCGCUGUUGUCGAGUUGACGGAACGAUUCACCUACUAUGGUGCUCAGGGUCUUUUCCAGAACUACAUCUCCAACAGCCCGACAGGCGCGGAUGGUGCCAAGGGUCUUGGAAUGGGCCACCAGGCUGCUACUGGUCUCAACCUCUUCUUCCAAUGGUUCUGCUACGUGACUCCCAUUCUCGGUGCCAUCAUCGCCGAUCAGUACCUCGGAAAGUACAGAACUAUCUUGGUCUUCUGCGGUUUCUACUGGGUUGGUCUCAUCAUCCUCUGGACUACAUCACUACCUGUUGCUAUGGAGCAUGGUGCUGGAAAGGCUGGAUACAUCGUUGCUAUCAUCGUUAUUGGUCUUGGAACCGGUGGUAUCAAGUCCAACAUCGCACCUCUCAUCGCCGAUCAGUACCAGCGACGCAGAAUGGCUAUCCGAACUGAGAAGAAUGGCGAGCGCGUUGUCAUCGACCCUGCUAUUACCUACCAGCGCAUCUACAUGAUCUUCUAUUGGUGCAUCAACGUCGGUGCCCUCUCACUGCUCGCUACCCCCUUCAUGGAGAAGUACAAGGGUUUCUGGACCGCCUAUCUCAUGUGUUUCUGCAUGUUCAAUGUCGGUAUCGUCACUCUGGUCCUCCGCCGAAAGACCUUUGUCAACCGCCCUCCUCAGGGCUCCGUCAUCACUGAUGCCUUCAAGGCUCUUGGUAUGAUGAUUGCUGCUCGCAACACCGAUGCCGCCAAGCCCUCAUGGCGCGAGGCCAACGGAAAAACCAAGGCUGUUCCCUGGAACGACCACUUUGUCGACGAGCUUAAGCGUGCUCUCCGUGCUUGCAAGGUCUUCAUCUUCUACCCCAUCUUCUGGGUUUGCUACGGACAGUUCUCUACCAACUUCGUCACCCAAGCUGGUCAAAUGCAAGGUCACGGUGUCCCCAACGAUCUGAUGCAAAACUUCGAUCCCAUCUCCAUUUUGGUUUUCACUCCCCUCAUCGAGAAGGUCUUGUACCCUAUCCUUCGCCGGGCCGGUAUUGAGCUUCGACCUAUUGCCCGAAUCACCAUCGGUUUCUGGCUCGCUGCUCUCUGCCUCGCCUACGCCGCUAUCGUUCAGCACAUCAUCUACUCUGCUGGGCCUUGUUACGAACACCCUGGUGAAUGUGCUGCUGGCCAGGACGGUAACACCAAGCUUCCCAACAACGUGCACAUCGCCAUUCAGACACCCGCCUACAUCUUCAUCGGUAUAUCUGAGAUCUUCAUCUCCGUCACUGGUCUCGAGUACGCCUACACCAAGGCCCCUCCCAGCAUGAAGUCCUUCGUGCAGUCCAUCUACCUCUUCACCAACGCUUUUGGAUCUGCCAUCGCUGAGGCACUUGUUUCCGAGGCCAAGGAUCCCAACUUCCUGUGGCUCUACACUGGCGUCGGUAUCUCUUCUUUCGUCACUGGUUGCAUCUUCUAUGCUAUCUUCCGCCACUACGAUGCUCAAGAAGAUGCCAUGUAUGAUCUGGACAGAGAUGAGCCAACUCUUACCCACAACGGCGUGGAGCCCAAGACUGUAGAUCACGAGUAAUGAUUUGUAAAGACUGUAUUAUAGUUGCAUAGUGUCAUUGAACAUAUUAUUUCAAACAAUCGUGUUAUGUAUGCAG